GAAAGGUGUGGGUGCAAUGCAAUGGAGGUGGGAAGCAUGAGGGAGGCUAUGCAACUCCACGGGCAAGUGGUGAAAUUAGGAAUCCGGCAGAAGCAGCGUAGCUUCUCCAACCUCUUCACCUUCGCCGCCCUCUCCCCCUCCGGCGACCUCAACUACGCUCGUCUUCUUCUCAACUCCAACCCCUCCCUUAACUCUUACUACUACAACACUCUCAUUCGGGCCUUCUCCCAAAGCCCAAGCCCAAGCCAUCACUUCCACGCCCUCUCCCUCUUCCUCUCGAUGCUCCACUCCCCCACCCUUCCCGCACCCGACAACUUCACCUUUCCCUUCCUACUCAAGUGCUGCGCGCGCUCCAAACUCGCUCCACAGGGCAAACAGCUCCACGCCCUCGUAACCAAAUUGGGGUUCGGCCCAGAUCAAUAUAUCCAGAACGCCCUCAUCCACAUGUACUCCGAGUUUGCCGAUGUGGGCCUCGCGCGGGCCCUGUUCGAUAAAAUGCCCCACCCAGACGUCGUUUCCUGGACCUCCAUCAUUGACGGCCUUGUAAACAACGACCGACCCGUUGAGGCUAUUGAAUUGUUUCGGCGAAUGUUGGAAUGUGGAGUUGAGGUGAACGAGGCCACGGUUGUGGCUGUUUUGAGAGCGUGUGCGGAUUCGGGAGCGUUGAGUUUGGGGAGGAGAGUGCAUGACAUUGUAGAGGAAUGUGGAAUUGGAAUUGGAAUUCACUCUAUGUCUAAUGUUGCCACUGCUCUUGUUGACAUGUAUGCGAAAAGUGGGUGCAUAGAGAGUGCACGGAAGGUGUUUGAUGAUGUUGUGGACAAGGACGUUUUCGUUUGGACUGCGAUGAUUUCGGGCCUCGCCAGCCACGGGCUAUGCUCGGAUGCUAUUGACAUGUUUGUUGACAUGGAAAGGUGUGGAGUGAGGCCUGAUGAGAGGACUGUCACCGCGGUUUUAUCUGCGUGUAGGAAUGCAGGCUUGAUUCGCGAAGGUUACUUCUUUUUCAGUGAUGUGCUGAAGCGUUAUGGGAUGAAACCUACAAUUCAGCAUUAUGGUUGCCUAGUGGACCUUCUUGCUAGAGCGGGGCGUUUGAAGGAAGCUGAAGAUUUCAUCAUUGCAAUGCCUGUUGAGCCUGAUGCAGUCCUUUGGAGGACCUUGAUAUGGGCCUGCAAGGUUCAUGGGGAUGUUGACAGAGCUGAGCGGUUGAUGAAGCGCCUUGCGCUGCAAGGCAUCGGUGGUGGGGAUAGUGGAAGCUACAUACUUGCUAGCAAUGUUUAUGCGUUGGCGGGGAAGUGGUGCGACAAGGCGGAAGUGAGGGAGUUGAUGAAUAAGAAGGGACUAGUGAAGCCACCGGGGUCUAGUAGGAUUGAGGUUGGUGAUGGUGUGCAUGAGUUUGUGAUGGGAGAUUACAGUCACCCUGAGGCGGAGAAAAUAUUUGCCAAAUUGGAUCAGGUGGUGGGUAAGCUGAGAAAUGAAGGGUAUGAUCCUAGAGUUUCGGAGGUCAUGCUUGAGAUGAAUGAUGAGGAAAAAGCCGUUCAGUUGCUUCACCAUAGUGAGAAGCUUGCUCUUUCUUAUGGACUAAUUAGGACAAGUGAAGGGUCUACAAUCCGGAUUGUGAAGAACCUAAGGUCUUGUGAGGACUGUCAUGAGUUUAUGAAACUAAUAUCUAAGAUAUUCCAAAGAGAUAUCAUUGUGAGAGACAGAAUACGUUUCCAUCAUUUCAAAAAUGGAAGCUGCUCUUGUAAGGAUUAUUGGUAGCUGGAGAAUUCUGCUUGUAAUCUGCAGCAGAACUUGUGUUCUAGUUCAGAAACUACCCAAGUGGUUGCAAUUGGAGAAUGUGGGUUGGAGUUAUGACAGGCUUCAUAUUUCUCCAGCAAUGAUUCAAAAGAAGUAUUUCGAGAAGCAAUUUGAGUUAGCAUGUAUCACAAAACUGCCUAUGUCUUUUGCAUAUGCGAGCAGCUGCUGCAUUUCUGAGAAAUAGUGGACAAAAAUAAGGACAGCCUGGACAGGUUCGCUGCUGGAGUCACCCAUUCAUUUACUGGUAGUAGUAUGGAUGAUUGCAUUAAGCUUCUAUUAUUUGAAAAAUGUACAUGCCCAUGAAUAUUACCCAUCAUUGAUUCUGUGGCAGGCAUAAACUGGCGCUCUCCGAAGACGACUGAGAACCUUGAUGUUAAGGGUAUUUCUGUUGAGACAGUGUCGCCAUACUGUGAAAUCAAGAAUAUGCAGGAAUUGAUUUUCUUAAAUCUACUCGGUCUUUGAAGAAAUGCCAAGGAAUGUCGAUAGUAGCACGAGCCUUGAUCGCCAGACUGUAAACGAAACACAACGGAGGGCCUGUUCUGAUCAAAGUAUCAAUUAUAUUGGAUAUGAGUACUCUAGAUGACUAGAUGGGAUAUUACUUCGAUUCAUAAUCCAUGAUAAGUGUGGAAGUUAGAGUAUAUAUUAGUCAUUUAAUAAUAUUUUUUUGUGGGGGACAUAUAGAUUGGCUUCUAUUUGGUUAUGUCCAAUAAAACUAAUUUAGAAAAAAUCUGCAUUCAUUCUUUGGAAGUUAUUUGGUUAUACUAUUGGAAUUUGCAGAAUUGCCGGUAUGUGGUAAGGAUGUUUGUUUUUGUUGGUAGAGAAAGUAUGUGUAUUUAAUGCUACGCAGUGCUUGGUGAUAAUUAUAUAAUUAUGUGUAUUACAUUAUCUCAUUUAGUUAAAGAUGUUGAUGAUAAUAGAUUUAUAGCCAAUUUGUAUGAUUGAGUUUACA
This is a messenger RNA of Cajanus cajan (pigeon pea), 2743 nucleotides long. RefSeq names its product pentatricopeptide repeat-containing protein At4g21065. Gene Ontology annotation, biological process: RNA modification. The record is from RefSeq and is a predicted model, not a curated record. Lineage: Eukaryota; Viridiplantae; Streptophyta; Magnoliopsida; Fabales; Fabaceae. Gene Ontology annotation, molecular function: zinc ion binding; protein binding; RNA binding.